UUAGAAAUGGCGCCAAUACAUUUUGCAAAAUUUGUUUGUGAAGUAAAUUAAAGCCAUGCAGAAAUCAAUAACCUCAUUUUUUAAGCCAAAGGAUGAAAUAUCAUCAACAGAAAAAUGCCAAGUGAAAACUGAUGCAGUUGAGAGGAACAUUUCCGAAGUGAAACAAAUAGAUCCGAUUGUCAAAAGUGAAGUUUUCGGGGAUGCCAUGAAAGAUUUACCUAUGGAUACUACAGAAUUACACACAAAUGAGCCAAAAAUGAUGACCCUUAAAAGAGAAAUAAGAGGUGUGGCCUUGGAGAGUUAUGAUCCAUCUCUGGAAUGUUAUCACCCAGUGAAGGACGCCUAUUGGAAAGCUCGAGGAGUGACCCCUUAUUUAGCAUUGGCUCGCACAUUUCAAGUAAUUGAAGAAACAAAAGGGCGCCUUAAGAUGAUAGACAUAUUGAGCAACUUUUUUUGCUCAGUGAUAUUAGUUAGUCCAGAUGAUUUGUUGCCCAGCGUGUACCUAAGUAUCAACCAGUUGGCGCCAGCAUACGAAGGACUCGAACUUGGCGUUGCCGAUACCACGCUAAUGAAAGCAAUUUGCAAAGCAACUGGCCGGAAUUUGGCUCAUAUCAAAGCACAGACACAUUUGACUGGAGAUCUUGGCAUUGUAGCUGAACAGUCACGUUUGUCCCAGCGCAUGAUGUUUCAUCCGAAGCAUUUAAAUGUGCGAGGGGUGUUCAGCAAGCUUAAAGAGAUUGCCAUGAUAUCUGGGCAAUCGAAAAUAACACUUAUUUAUGAUAUUUUUGUAGCAUGCCGUUUCUCAGAGGCGCGUUUUUUCAUACGAUCUCUAAUUGGUAAGCUGCGCAUUGGCAUUGCAGAACAGAGUCUGCUUACAGCACUCGCAAUAGCAAUUGUCAAGAAAAACCACAUAAACGACUGUAAGACUAACAAGAUAUGCGAUAAAUAUAAGGAUGAAAUAUUGGAAACAACGCUCUUGUUAAAAACCACAUUUUGCCAAUGUCCCAACUAUGACAUAAUAAUACCUGCAAUUUUAAUGUACGAUAUUAAGGAACUUCAUAAACAUUGCCCGAUGCAUCCCGGAAUGCCGCUCAGACCCAUGCUUGCUCAGCCCACAAAGGGAGUACACGAAGUGCUGGAACGUUUUAGUGGCAUGCAUAUAACUUGCGAAUGGAAGUAUGACGGUGAACGUGCACAGAUACACCUCAACAAUCAGGGAGACAUAAGCAUAUUCUCGCGUAACUCUGAAAACAAUACGGCCAAAUAUCCAGAUCUUAUAGCCAGAAGCAAGUCUUUUCUUAAAACGAAUGUGCACAGUUAUAUACUCGAUAGCGAGAUCGUUGCAUGGGAUGUGGAGAGAAAACAGAUAUUACCAUUCCAAGUCCUUAGUACGCGUAAAAGAAAAAACGUAGACAUUGACGAAAUUAAAGUUCAAGUAUGCGUUUAUAUAUUCGAUUUGCUAUACUUUAAUGGCAUUUCGCUUGUCACAAAGCCCUUGUCAGAGCGUCGAAUGAUUUUGUUUGAGAAUUUUCAAGAGAUUGAAGGUGAAUGGAAAUUUGCAACUGCGUUAAAUACAGAUGACAUGGACGAAGUGCAGCAAUUUUUAGAAGAAUCAAUCAAGGGCAACUGUGAGGGUCUUAUGGUAAAAACGCUAGAUGAAGAAGCCACAUAUGAAAUUGCAAAAAGGUCUAGAAAUUGGCUUAAAUUAAAAAAAGACUAUUUAUCAAAUGUGGGCGACUCGCUGGAUUUGGUGAUAAUUGGAGGCUAUAAGGGAAAAGGUCGACGUACUGGCAUUUAUGGAGGCUUCUUGCUGGCCUGCUAUGAUGCAGAAAAUGAAGAGUACCAGAGUAUCUGUAAAAUUGGCACAGGUUUCACCGAUGAAGAUUUAAAAGUACACUCGGCGUUUCUACAAAAGCAUGUGCUUAGCGGCGCAAAAUCAUAUUUUAGAUACGAUAGUAGCUUGGAACCGGAUGCCUGGUUCGAACCUGUACAAGUCUGGGAGGUAAAAUGUGCAGAUCUAUCGCUCAGUCCCAUACACAGAGCUGCCAUAGGCAUUGUAGAUAAUGAGCGUGGUAUAUCAUUGCGUUUUCCUCGCUUCAUACGCAUACGAGAUGAUAAAAGUCCAGAAAACGCCUCAGAUGCAAAUCAAAUCGCUCACAUGUACAAUUCGCAGGAUCAAGUAAAGAAUAAUCAGAAAUCCAGCAAUGGAAUGGACACUGAAAGCGACUUUUACUAAUAAAAAUAAUAAAUAUUUGAGCAACAUACGCGUUUAUU
Molecule: messenger RNA, 2274 nt
Organism: Drosophila busckii
Lineage: Eukaryota; Metazoa; Arthropoda; Insecta; Diptera; Drosophilidae
Gene: DNAlig1
Product: DNA ligase 1
Exons: 6
Coding region: 56-2236 (726 amino acids)
Biological process (GO): DNA repair; DNA recombination; lagging strand elongation
Cellular component (GO): mitochondrion; nucleus
Molecular function (GO): ATP binding; DNA binding; DNA ligase (ATP) activity
Source: RefSeq, a predicted model, not a curated record